This is a messenger RNA of Triplophysa rosa, 2123 nucleotides long. RefSeq names its product carbohydrate sulfotransferase 10 (gene chst10). The transcript is spliced from 6 exons. The coding region runs from base 247 to 1350 and encodes 367 amino acids. Gene Ontology annotation, biological process: proteoglycan biosynthetic process; carbohydrate biosynthetic process. The record is from RefSeq and is a predicted model, not a curated record. Gene Ontology annotation, cellular component: membrane. Lineage: Eukaryota; Metazoa; Chordata; Actinopteri; Cypriniformes; Nemacheilidae. Gene Ontology annotation, molecular function: sulfotransferase activity.
GUGGUUAUGGAAAAACGAUUCAGGCUCCGGGCACGUUACACGGUUGCGCUGAGAGAUGUUAUUUUAUUUUAUUUUAUUUUAUCCUAUACCGUUCUUAGAUGCCUUGUUGGAGAACAUCACAUCACUGCUGGAAAUAAACAAUGUCCACAGGAAUGAACCACCUUAAUGACACUGGGCACUUCGAUUAGAUGAGAUAACAGAAGACAGAAAAUUUGCUCUGAUCUGCGUUAAAAAGGCUUUAUUGGCAUGUUGAUGCGCCAUCAUUGGCUGCUGGUUGGUGCCUGUGGCUGGGUGCUACUCAUCCUAAUCUUCAUCAGCAAGUUUAUUAACUUCAGCAUCAGAAUGCCAGAUGACUAUGUAGGGAGGACAGUGUUUGGUUGGGCCAUGCCAGCUGUUAGGAGAAUUAACCUUCAUUCAGCCCAGCAGCCAGACAAAGCAGCAUCAGAGCCAUUCAUAGUGUCCUCAGUUUAUCCCUCUAUAUUGGAGCCCAAAGACUGGCAGUCAGUGAAUGAGAAGCGUUUGGAGCUGUUAUCAACUGUUUGCAGAAAUUCGUCUUUUUGGAACAUCACUCAUUCGACUGUGCACAGAUUUGUCUUGGACCGCAUUUUUGUGUGUGACAAACACAAGAUUCUCUUCUGCCAGACACCUAAAGUGGGUAACACACAAUGGAAGAAGGUCCUAUUAGUUCUCAAUGGAAAGUUCUCCAAGGUUGAAACUAUACCAGAAAACCUGGUUCAUGACCAUGAGAGAAAUGGAUUACCUCGCCUUUCCUCCAUGACUGACACAGAGAUUAAUCGAAGAUUAAAUUCCUACUUCAAGUUCUUCAUUGUCAGAGACCCGUUUGAGCGUCUCAUAUCUGCUUUCAAAGACAAGUUUGUGAAAAACCCACGAUUUGAACCUUGGUACAAACAUGACAUCGCCCCAGCCAUCAUCUGGAAAUAUCGCAAAAAUCACAGUGAUGACGGUGAAAGUGUAGGUUUGCGGUUUGAAGACUUUGUUCGUUACUUGGGUGAUGAACCAGGUCGACACCAUUUGGACAGGAAGUUUGGUGACCAUGUUAUUCACUGGCUGAAGUAUACUGAUCUGUGUGCUCCUUGUGAUAUUUCCUACAACGUGGUGGGACAUCAUGAGACUCUUGAGCGUGAUGCUCCAUACAUCCUAAAAGCUGCUGGUAUCGCUAACCUGGUGUCAUACCCCAACAUUCCGCCUGGGAUAACCCAGUACAAUCGCACAAAGGUGGAACACUAUUUCACUGGAAUCGGCAAACGAGAUGUUCGCCACCUGUAUGCUCUUUACCGGGGGGACUUCAGCUUAUUUGGUUACCCAAGACCUGAUUUCUUAUUGGAUUGAUAAAAAGAGAUUGCUUGUUUUUUUCUCUUGGGGACUAGAAAUGUUGUUUACCAAGUAUAAAGUUGCAACAAAACUAGUGUUUACCUGUCUGAACAACAAAAUGGGUUUUGCAAAGUCGUGUCCUUUUCAAUGCUGAUUGAAAUCCAAAUUAAUAAUUUUUACAGAUAAUUAUUCAUGUAUCUUUGCUCUGUGAUCUGCAUAAAAGGGCAACUUGAAUUACUACACACAUAAACACAUGGCUGCCUAGAAUUAAAGUUUUUUUUACCCGUUAUGCUUUGACUAAGAUAGCAGUCUCUAAUAGUAAUAUCAUCUGUACACUGAAAAAAAAAUUACGCUGAAGUUACUUAAAAAUAUAGUGCAUCAUUUUUGCGACCAAUUUUUUAAGCCAGUUCUAAAUGAAAUUUUAAGCAGCAUUACCUUAAAUUAUUUAGUAGGCAUUGCUUAAAUUUUUGAGUAACCCUGACCCUAUUCCCAGUGCAAGGGAUUUUGCUUAAUUUUUUCGAUUGGUGUGACUCACAAUUUUAAGUUGUUUUUACUAACACAUUUUUGUUAUUUCUACCAAAAAAGUCUAGUUUACCCUCAUGAUCAAAUGUAAGCUCAUUUAGAUUAAUAAUUUUAUGUUCUUAACACCUACAAUACAGAAACAAAGGUCAGCUGUGAAAUGUUAAAAGCUUUAUUUUUUCACUGAAUCAUUUAAACAUGAAACAUACAGCAGUUCAGAAAUGUAAAUUUCAUUGUACAACAAAAACAAAUAAACGAUACUAAACAACAGA